Messenger RNA from Verticillium dahliae VdLs.17, 2451 nucleotides. RefSeq names its product vacuolar import and degradation protein. NCBI's taxonomy places the organism in Eukaryota, Fungi, Ascomycota, Sordariomycetes, Glomerellales, Plectosphaerellaceae. Gene Ontology annotation, cellular component: cytoplasm; nucleus. The record is from RefSeq and is a predicted model, not a curated record. The coding region runs from base 1 to 2451 and encodes 816 amino acids. The transcript is spliced from 2 exons.
AUGUUUGUCCUCAGAAACGUUGGCAAACUCAUCUUCGGAUCUACAAGCCAAGAAUCGUUGAUCGAACUGCCGCAAGGCCAGCUGUACCUCGUCCGACCUCUGUCACCCAAGGGCUACUCAGAACUCAUCUUUAAAGACGCGACGGCACAAAUUCGACGUACCGGCCAAGACUUCCAAUACCAACUAGUGAUCCAGAGAGUCUACGAGGAAGGCGAGGCUGAACUACUUGCUGAAGAAGAAGGAGAGGACGCCGAGAUUGACGCGCUGUCUGCCGAACGAGACGAGAAGACAUUUCUGCUCGACGAAGCCCUCCACUUCCGCGUCGAGAUUCGUGAAGGGUCCGAGAAGGUUAUCGCUUGGCGGGACCUCAGCGGUGAUACGGGUGACGUCUUCGAGUUUGUUUGCGACAACAGCGUUUCUACUGCGCAAGCCGAAUCCUUCGAGCGCAUCGCCAAGGAGUGCCAGUACGAACGCAAAUACCGGAAGCCACACACAACCGCCUCCAACGACGACUUCCGUCAGUUCGAGUUCUACGACGAGCCCGCUAUCCCGCCUGCGAGCCCUCUGCAUAGCCCCGUUUUAACCCGCUCGAUUGAAUCUUCCGACAGCAUGUUCCGCACCAGCCGCAACUCGGCCAACACGUCCGCCCAGCGUGAACAGACCCCACCUCCGGCUGCUGAGAAGGCAAAGAAGGAACCUGGCCCUCCAGCCGUGUCUGCCGAGGCGCCAGAGGCGCUUACGACGUAUGCGGCAGAAAAUGCAGAGCUUCACUUUUACGAUUUUGUCUCGGGAUCGUUCAUACAGCAGGACGCCUCCGUUGUCGCAAUUGUCACGGAAGUCGGCAAGUGGCAGUAUUGGUUGCAGGUUGAGGGCAAGGAUCGUGAUUGGCUCGGAAUUCCCAUUGUUGCUGACAUCAAUCCGGUGUUCAACUUUGAAUUCCUUUCCUUCAUCUUUAAUCAAUUUACUCCCGACGGCUCGGCGUACUCGUGGCUCCUUCGCUUCAAGGAUCAAUCUACCCUAGAGCGUUUCCAGGAAGGUCUGCUUCGCUGUCUCUGGGAGCAACUGAACGAGACGAAAUGGGAGAAGAUUAAGGAGCGUGAACAGGAAUAUGUCACCGACGCAUUCAACGACCUCCAGAUGGAAGACACACCCGAAGAGGAGGAAGAGGAAGAGGAGGAGGUCGAAGAGCCUGAGUAUGAGGAUGCCGACCCUGGUCAGCAAAGCGAACACUACGACAGCGAUGAAGAGGAUGAGGACGUUGUCACCAAAGACGAGGAUGGCAACGUCAACUCGCAGCUUGCUGUUGGCUACAAGCAUGACCGUUCGUUCGUUGUGCGCGGUUCGAAGAUUGGCGUGUUCAAGCACACAAACAACGACAAGCUCGAGUUCUCGACCAACAUCUCCAAAGUUGAGACGCCCAAGGGUGUUCUGUUCAGCCCCAAGAAAGUCAUGUUGCACAACGAGGAUCGCAACAUGAUUCUCCAACAUCAAACAGACCCCAAUAAGCUGUACCGCAUGGAUCUCGAGUACGGCAAGGUUGUUGACGAAUGGAACGUUCACGAAGAUAUUCCUGUUGUCACGUUCGCGCCCGAGAACAAGUACGCCCAAAUGACGCACGAACCCACUUUCCUCGGUGUCUCUCACAAUGCACUCUACCGCAUCGAUCCUCGUCUAUCGGGUGACAAGCUUGUGGAAUCGCAGCUGAAGCAGUAUGCCUCUAAGAACCAAUUUUCCGCCAUGGCGACCACCGAGAAGGGACACAUUGCCGUGGCCUCCAACAAGGGCGACGUCCGUCUCUUUGAUCGACUCGGAAUCAACGCCAAAACACACAUCCCGGCUCUUGGAGAGGCUAUCAUUGGUCUCGACGUCUCCGCGGACGGCCGCUGGGUGCUCGCGACAUGUAAUACGUACAUCUUGCUCAUCGAUGCCAUGCAAAAGACGGGCAAGAACGAGGGCAAACUCGGCUUCGAGAAGCCCUUCGCCGCCGCCGAUAAGCCGCAGCCGCGCCGUCUCGCGCUCACGCCCGAGCACGUUGCGCAAUUCUCGCACGAGACGGGCAAGCCGGUGCGCUUCACGCCCGCGCGGUUCAAUGCCGGCGAGGGCGUUGAGGAGACGAGCAUCAUCACGGCCACGGGCCCGUACAUCAUUGAAUGGAAUCUUAAGAAGGUGCUCCGCGGCGCCAAGGCGCCGUACCUCAUCAAGCGGUACACCGAAGACGUCAAGGCCGACGACUUCCAGUUCGGCACCGACAAGAACGUCAUUGUCGCGCUGCCGAACGAGGUCAACAUGAUUGGCAAGGGCGGGCUCAAGCGGCCUACACGCGAGAGCAUCGCUGGCGAUUUUGGACGGCUCAGCGUGUCGGGCGGCCGGAAGAGUUCGGGUCGUAUCGGCACGCCGAGGAGCGGGCGGUACAAGCUUGGUCGAGACGAGGUUGUCAACUCACCGUACUAA